GUCCUCAGCCCCAAUAUCUGGGGAAAGCAGAGCCAGGCCACAGAGAGGGGCUGAGGGCUGUUCCCCUUCCUGUGAGGCUGCUGAAAAGGAAACCGCGUGACACGUAACACAGGGCCCAGGACUUGUCACACCCUGUGCAUGUCUGUCCUGCCAGGCCCUGUGGUCAUUAUAAUUCGUCUGGAGUGCUGGAAACCAUGCAAGGCAGUGCCACAGCCCUGACCCUCACCGCCUUUCUAUGUCUUGGACUGGGCCAGGGCCUGCGGAACCAGCUACAGACAGGGACCCUCCGCAAACCCUCCAUCUGGGCUAAUCCAGGCCCCAUCACCACCAUGGGGAGCUCUGUGACCAUCUGGUGUCGGGGGUCUCGGCAGGCUGAUGCCUACCGUCUGUAUAAAGAGCAAGACUCUCAAUACUGGGAUACGUGGCCACCACGGAACUCUGCGGAUAGGGCCAGUUUCUUCACCGAAUCCGUGGAUAUACACCAUGCAGGGCAGUUCCAGUGUGCAUAUCACAGCUCGAGUGGCUGGUCAGAGCUGAGCGACCCUCUGCUCCUUGUUGUGACAGGAGCCUACAGCAAACCCUCCCUCUCAGCCCAUCCAAGCCAUCUGGUGGUUUCAGGGGGGAACGUGUCCCUCUCCUGUAGCUCACAGAACAUAACGGACACUUUCCAUCUGCUCAAGGAGAGAGAAGCCUACCCCUCCCAACAGAGGAAAUCUGAGUUCUCUGUUGGGAGGCACCAGGCCACCUUUCCUGUGGGCCCUGUGAGCACCUCCCAUGGAGGCAUCUACAGAUGCUAUGGUUCUCUCAGAAACUACCCAUAUGUGUGGUCACAGCCCAGUGACUCUGUGGAUCUGACGGUCACAGGAACAUAUGAGAAACCCUCCCUCUCGGCCCAUCCUGGCCCCUCAGUGACCUCAGGAGAUAGCGUGACCCUGCAGUGUCGCUCAGACCAAUUUUUUGAUACAUUCCAUCUGUUUAAGGAGGGCUUGAUUGCCCCUCCCCAGCAACUGAGUUGGCAGAACAACACUGGGCCCUUUCAGACCAACUUCACCAUGAGUCCUGUGACCUCAGCCCAUGGAGGGACCUACAGGUGUUACAGCUCACAUAGAAUCUCCCCUUACCUGUUCUCACAACCCAGUGACCCCCUGGAGCUGGUGGUCUCAGCCUCACACCCAGAGACCACACCAAGAGCUGGAGGUUCCGAGAAUCAGCGCCACACACCCAGGGACUCAGACCCACCAAGGGGUCUCCCAGAGUACCUGAAAGUUCUGAUCGGAGACUUGGUGGCCCAUAUAAGUCUUCUCAUCUUCCUUCUCCUCUUCCUCUUCAAUCGAUGCCACCACGAUGGAAAAGGCAGGACCAGAAUGACAGAGCCCAAGGACAGAGGCCUACCAAAGAGGGAAGACUUCCCCAAAGACCCUGGGCCUCCCACCCUGCCUACAGUUCCCACUCAAUCACCCAACACUCCUCUCUUCUUCCCCAACUCCAGUCCAGCCACGGAGGACCAGGAAGAGAACAUUUGUGAGGAGAAGAGGAAGGGGUCACCCUGGGGGUCACAGAUGGGAACCUGCCCCCAAAAUGUUGAUGCUGCUGUGAAAGACAAACAGCCUGAGGAAGAAAUGGAGAUGGACAGUCAGCAGAGCCCUGAAGAAGAAAACCCUCAGGCAAGGGUGUAUGCCCAGGUGAACCACCACUCAGGACCUAGGUGGGGAGGGGCCAUCUCACCUUCAACCCUGUCUGGGGAGUUGCAAGACAUGAAGGACAAACAAUCAGGCCCUAAUUACCCAAAUGGCAAACCUGGAGGGCCUACUAUCUACUACCUGAAAAUGGAUUUCAAAAUGGAAUCUUCUGCGGGCUUCAUAUUUACUUGUUUGGGAACAGCAACCUAACAGUGUCAAAGUACCCAGAAGCGUGUCACUGCUUUGAAAGUGAGUUUUUAACUGACCUCAAAGUCACAGAGCCCCCAAACAGGGAACAUACUACAGAAGGCUGAAGGAGUUUCUAAAUUUCAGUAGUCUCUCCUCCAACUCCCUUUCUCCACUACACGAUGCAAUUUCUCAACAAGAGGAAAGGGGAAGCUGGUUUCCUCCUGACCAUGAGUGUUUUCAGAAACCCCCAAAAGCAGGGGAUAGGGAAGGAGGGUGUAGGUUUCCUUAAAUGUCACCUGCCAUCUCAGCCUAUGUCACUAGACAACAUAUUCACCAUUUUCCAUUUCACCAAAAUCACAUCUGUAAGACAGAAACCCAGGACCUUACCUGAUAAAAAAAAUAUCACACCUAAAAGCAGCAAGCUUUCAAACAGGGCUUCAAAUGGAUUCAUUCUGGUUCAACCCCCUGCUAAGAAUUUGCCUUUCCACCCCACAUAUACUGAAUCAGAAUCCACAUUUUAACACGAUCCUCAGGUGAUUCUUAUGAAUGCUCUUCCCAAAAUUUAGUAUAUAUGCUUUGGGAAAUGCUGCUUAAGGUGAGUUUUUCAUUUUAUGAUGCCUGAUAUUGUCUACUUUUAAUCAGUAAUGUAUGAGCGAAUCCAUUCAAGGCUCUGCUUUCAAAUCAGUCUAUAGAUGUUUUUCAAGUGCUACUAUCUAAAAACCACAACCAUUCACAGUUCAUCUUCUCCAGCAGCCAAGACUGGAGGGCUCAGCUCUGCUCUUACCUUACCCUGACUGAUCUCGUCCCAGAGACAGGGUAAGAUAGCUUGUAGUGCUUGGGAUGCCCUGACCUCCACUUGCUAUUCACUCUGCCUGGGAAUAAUCACUCCUCCCCCCAACCCCAUAAGCAAAUGGCUAACUCCUGAAGCUGUUCCUAUAACACUGUUGGUCAGCCUCUCUCCCUUUGAUGAUGGAAAUGCCUCGCAAAGGUGCCUAUUCUGCUCACAACUGCUGCAGUCCCUGCACCAAGCCUAAGAGGACAUGUAGUAGGCACUCAAGUAUCUGAGCCACAAAAGUGGUCAGGCCCCUUCUAUACACUCAGCCACACUCAAAAUGCAAGUACAAACAUGGGAAGAAAAAAUCUGGGUGCCUUUUCUUGUGAAACCUUGAUGCAAGCACAGCCCUCAAGUGGUUAGUUUUGAAGUGCCAUUUAUUAAUCUUAAUUGUAUGAUUACUGGCCUUUUCCAUUUAUCUAUAAUUUACCUAAGAUUGCAAGUCAGAAGUCAUCUUGCUACUAGUAUUUAGAAGCCAGCCAUGAUUACUGAUGCCCAACCUCUCUGUCCCACCAGGGCCCCUCAGACACUGCUCUCACAUUCCUCCUCUGUACUCCCACCUGACACACCAGGCACCAAUUCAAGGGAUUUAACUUCUUCCGUCCAGAAAAAGUUGGUGAACUUGUGAAUUAGGUUGUAACUACCUUAUAACUCAAAAGCAGCUACAGCAGUUCAUGGUUAGAGAACUGCGGCAAUGCAAGCCUGAUUCAGAAGAGGACAUGGAACCAGGGAUAUCAUUGCUGAUGUCAGAUGGAUCCCGGCUGAAAGCAGAAAAUACCAGAAAGAUGUUUACCUGGGCUUUAUUGACUAUUCAAAGGCAUUCAACUGUGUGGAUCAUAACAAAUUAUGGAUACCAUUGCCAAGGAGAUACCGCAUGGUUUAAAGUCAAGAAAGGUGUGUGUCAGGGUUGUAUCCUUUCACCAUACUUAUUCAAUCUGUAUACUGAGCAAAUAAUCCCACAAACUGGCUAUAAGAAGAACAGGGCAUCAGGAUUAGAGGAAGAUAGAUAACACAACCUUGUCUGCUGAAAGUGAAGAGGACUUGAAACACUCGAAGAUCAAAGACUACAGCCUUCAGCAUGGAUUACACCUCAACAUGAAGAAAACAAAAAUCCUCACAACUGGACCAAUAAGCAACAUCAUGAUAAAUGGAGAAAGGAUUGAAGUUGUCAAGAGUUUCAUUUUACUUGGAUCCACAAUCAACACCCAUGGAAGCAGCAGCCGAGAAAUCAAAUGACGUACCGCGUUGGCCAAAUCUGCCGCAAAAGACCUCUCUAAAGUGUGAAAAAGCAAAGAUGUCACUUUAAGGACUAAUGUGUGCCUGACCCAAACCACGAUGUUUUCAAUCCUCUCAUAUGGAUAUGAAAGCUGGACAAUGUAAGACCCAAGAAUUGACGCCUUUGAAUUGUGGUGUUGGUGAAGAGUACUGAAUAUACCAUGGACUGCCAAAACAAUGAACAAACCUGUCUUGGAAGAAGUACAACCAGAAUGCUCGUUAACAGCACACACUUUGGACAGGUCAUUAGGAGUAACCAGUCCCUGGAGAAGGACAGCAUGCUUGGUAGAGGGUCAGUGAAAAAGAGUAAGACCCUCAAUGAGAUGGAUUGACACAGUGCCUGCAACAAUGGACUCAAGCAUAAUGAUUCUGAGGAUGGCGCAGGAACGAGCAGUUUUUUGUUCUAUUGUACAUAGGGUUCUUAAGUCAACAUUAUAAUUAACAUAUCCUGCCUGUCAGUUACAAGAUACUCUGAUGAGUCACCACUUCAGAACUUUCCUACUAGAUAGGUUUCAUUGACAUAGUUGAACGGGUUUCCAUCUUUUUGAAAAUGUGCUCAGCCAGAAAGGCCCAAGUCCAUGCAGUUGUGGCAAAGUUACAGUUCUGUGGUUUCACAUUACCUUAUGGUAACUGUCACUAGUGCCACUUAAUGUAUGUUACCAAAAAUAAAUACAUCUACCCCAAAACUAGAUGUAUUUUUUGUAUAAUUGGAUUUCCUAAUACUGAUAUUUGUCAUCUACCCAUAAAUUGUAUUGAUUUUUUUAAAAAAGAAAAUGUGAAAAAAAAAGUCAGAUGGAAAAGACCUUAAAAAAAAAAAAAUGGAAG
This is a messenger RNA of Loxodonta africana (African savanna elephant), 4800 nucleotides long. RefSeq names its product leukocyte immunoglobulin-like receptor subfamily B member 4. Gene Ontology annotation, molecular function: inhibitory MHC class I receptor activity. The transcript has 12 exons. The coding region runs from base 195 to 1889 and encodes 564 amino acids. Lineage: Eukaryota; Metazoa; Chordata; Mammalia; Proboscidea; Elephantidae. Gene Ontology annotation, biological process: cytokine-mediated signaling pathway. Gene Ontology annotation, cellular component: plasma membrane. The record is from RefSeq and is a predicted model, not a curated record.